Messenger RNA from Alligator mississippiensis (American alligator), 2407 nucleotides. RefSeq names its product izumo sperm-oocyte fusion 1 (gene IZUMO1). The transcript has 9 exons. NCBI's taxonomy places the organism in Eukaryota, Metazoa, Chordata, Crocodylia, Alligatoridae. Gene Ontology annotation, biological process: fusion of sperm to egg plasma membrane involved in single fertilization; sperm-egg recognition; heterotypic cell-cell adhesion. Gene Ontology annotation, molecular function: protein binding involved in heterotypic cell-cell adhesion; signaling receptor binding. Gene Ontology annotation, cellular component: acrosomal membrane; plasma membrane. The coding region runs from base 185 to 1327 and encodes 380 amino acids. The record is from RefSeq and is a predicted model, not a curated record.
GGCAGCGCCCGGCCGGGCAGGGCAGCGCGGAGCCCCCAUUGCCGCGGUUCCGCGGCCGCCAGCACCCGGCUGCCUCGCGCGCCGCCCCCGGCCGCGGCCUGCCAUUGGCCAAGCCAUUGUGACGCUACGGCGGGGAACUGGGGGCGAUUGGCCGGGCGGCACGUGCGCGCGGCCGCGGCAGGCCAUGGCGUGGGCGCUGUGGCUGUGGCUGUGGCUGGCGCUGCGGGCGCGGGGCUGCCUGCACUGCGACCCGGGCGCCGCGCGGCUGCUGGAGGAGCUGCGGGGGCCCUUCCUGCUGCGGCAGGUGCCCCGCGACGCCGAGCUGCGCGCCCGCGUGGCCGCCGUCCUGCAGCGCGGCGUACUGGGCCUGGCCGAGCAGCCCCCCGGCGCCCGCGGCCCCGCCGCGCUCAUCGACGAGAAGACCCUGCACGAGGCCGCCGCUGCGUUCAGGCGGGUCAUGACCCGCAUCAGGGACAACGAGUUCCGAGAUGAGCAGCUCUUCAAUGAGGUGAUGUGGGGCCUCCAGGAGGUGAGAGAAACCUUCCAGAAGAUCAUCAACCGCUUCCAAACAUUGGUUUAUUGCCUGAACAAAUGUGGUCAGCUGUUGCAGCUCCUGACUGAUUGCAAGACAUGUAAGACUGACAUCCACACCUGCAGCAAAGAUGUGCACUGUGGAGAUCGGAAGCUAGAGGUGGAGGAGGAUGAGGACCUAAUCCUGGACUGUGCCCUGACCUGGCACCAUGUCAGCUAUGGCAUCAAGAACUACAUUUUCUACCGGGUGUGGGGGCACACAGAGCAGCACAUUGUGUCUGGUCCAGACCCAUUCCUGGUGAGAAAGGAGGUGACAGUGAAUGACUCUGGGAGCUAUCGCUGUGAGAUGCGUGAUGUCAAGAACAUGCUCUGCUCUCAGAUGCAAUUCCAGGUCACAGGUGAAGGGGGUCUGCCCUCCAGAAUGGAGAGAAACCCCAAGCACCCUGGCUCCCAGGCCCCCUGCUCUCACCCACCAGACCCUACUGCCCCUCCUAGAACUGGGAUAGACCCCAGGCAUCUGAGGCAGCCACCUCACAGAUCUCCCCUCUUUGCUACAGUGACACCCCUGGGGAACAACUCAGUCCUCCCUACAGUGGCCCCCUUACGGGGGCCCCUGACAGUGCCCCCCACACCAUGGGUGCCAGGCGCUUUGGCCCACUGGACUGUCUGGAUUGUCAUCAGUAGCAGCACUGGCCUCAUUCUGCUACUCCUUGCUGGCUGCUUCUGUUUCUACCACCGCCAGGAGAGGGCAGUGAAGGAUGAUGAUGAUGUGGAAAGCAGAUUGCUGAGGGCAUGACAGCCCCACCCCUCCCUGGAGGCUUUCAGCCCCUCAGCACCAGCACCACUCCUCUGGGCUGGUUGGGGGUUGAGGAGGAACCAGCCUGAACUGUUUUCUAUGUAUAUAACAGAGAGACUAUUAUUGCCAGUGCUCACUAGUCUCAGACACCUGGGUUCUCUCCUAGCUCCAGAAAGGAGUGAGGUCUGGUGGGUUACAGCAGGGGCCUGAGAGUCAGGAUUGUGAAAUCGUUGUGCCCCCUUCCAUGCCUUUGUUUCCCAUUGCCCCCCUUCCCCUUGCUUUCCCCCCCACAGAAUAACUCAGUGCUGAAGUAGCCAGUGCAGUGAGAAGACACUUUAUUGGGUGGAACAGCAGGGUUAGGGAGGUGGGGCAGCCUAAUUCCCUGUCCUGCCCUGCCCUGCCCCACAGGGCCCCCAGUAUGGGGUGCAGGGGAAUGGCCUCCCUGACAUGAGGGGGAGUGAGAGGGGUCCCCCAGCUUGAUUUGGAUGGAAGACUCAUAAACAGCUGUUCUGGGCCCCAGUAUUGACUAGCGCUCAGGAGGGGAGCCUCCCUCUGUGUGGGGAGGCUGCAGGAUAUGGACAAGGGCUGAGCUUUCUGACUGUGAGCUUCCCUAUGAGAGUGCCCUGGCGCAGGCUGUGAGCUUCCCCCCCCUGCAGAGUCCGGAAUCUUCUCACUGACUAUAAAAACCAAUUCGGUCCAAAUUUUUCAGCAACCUUUGGCUACUGGAAGCUGCCACCAAACAUACACCUCAUGGCUACCCCCUCCAGAUCAGAUCCCUUAGGGAACUGUCGUUGUUCCCCCCUCCCCUCCCCUCCCCCAACCCCUAGCACAGGACUCUGCUGCCUGGAGGUGGUCCCCAGUCUGGGGCUGUCAAGAGGGUUCCAGAUUUGCUUUUGUGAGCUUCGCUACAGUAGUGCCCCAGUGCAGCUGCAAGCUUCCCCUCAACAGUGCCAUGAGGGGCAUGUGAUCUGGCAAUACACAGACCACUGGAGGAGUGACUGAACAUUAUAUGGGGCAGGGGGGCAGAGGCAGGGGGUCCUGGGAGAGAUAUGUGUGACUCCCUAGAAAGGGUAUGGGUGG